Molecule: messenger RNA, 732 nt
Organism: Saprolegnia parasitica CBS 223.65
Lineage: Eukaryota; Oomycota; Saprolegniomycetes; Saprolegniales; Saprolegniaceae
Exons: 7
Coding region: 1-732 (243 amino acids)
Source: RefSeq, a predicted model, not a curated record
AUGCUCGGCUCAAUGCUUGACGCGCCAUCAUAUCCCGAGGCCGGAACACUGGCAAGCAUCGGACGAGGUGGACGCUCCAACUACCUCACGACCGAGAUUUCGCUGCUCGAGUUCAAUUGCAAGAAGGAGCUCGUGCGGUCUUCGUCGCGGUCGUUCACGCCGAUCCCUCUUCGCGUCAGCCUCUACUACGAGUCAGGCAAACGUGUGGACGAAAGCGACCAAGACAUUUUUCGCUUUGUUGGCGACGAGUACGACGCGAUCGUGAUUCGCGACGACACGCGCAGUGCGACGAUUCACUUUCGACUGGAGAAGGUGAGCCGGCGCAAGGACGGGCAGCGCUUCAAGCUCAAGAUUGAGCCCUAUGUGGAGCAGUGCCCUGUCAACUUGGACGACCUUGCCCCUGUGUUUACAACAGCAAUCUGUGUCCUCUCGAAGCGGAAAUACCCGAGCCAAGAUGCGUCGCACCGUGCCAAAGUCCUCAAGACGCUGCCUGUGGACGCCAUUGCGGACACGGACGGCGUUCGCGCGCAGCUGCAGCACCUGCAACGCCAAAACGACCGCAUGCUGACGCUUCUGGAGGCGCAGCACGAGAUGCUGCUGACACUGGCACGUCCACUGCCAAAGACGCUGGACCUCGAUGCUCUCCUGAAAGCCGAAAACGCUGCCUUUCGAGACGCGCUCGACCCGACCGAGUCGAACCCAACACUGCACAAUUUGACGCUGUCGUUUUAG